AUGGCCGACGAUUCCUUGGCUGCGAAUCGAUCCCGUCGGUCCCGCUCCGAUCGUUCAGGACGUCAGGCAGCUUUGGAGAAAUUCAAAGCAGUGAAGUCCGGUCAGAGGGCAAAGUAUGACCUCAUAGAAAAUGAUGACAACCUCUUCGAAGAAGUCACUGAGGAAGAGUACAACCAGAGAGUUAGCGAUAGGAGAUCCAAUUUCGUCGUUGAUGAGAACGGUGAUUACAAGGACAACGGCUACGAAAUCUUCGACGAAGAGUACGAAGAGGCCGAAGAAGAAGAGCGGAAAAAUAAACCCAAGGUAUCCUAUAAAGCUCCUAAGGGUAUCAGAAAGAAACGGCAAGAUGCCGCGAAAUCCGGGAACAUCAGAUCGAUGUUCCUCGCUGCGCCCCACAAGCGGAAGGCGGAGAACGCCUCCUUGGAGGACGACAAGCUCCUCGAGCAGCUGAUGAAGGCCAAGGGCCUGAACGCGGACGACGACGAUGAGGAGGAGAACAUCCCGCGCGCAAAUCCGAAGAAGAAACAGAAAAGCGAGGUGUCUGUGAAUCCAUUCGCGUCCGUGAAAAAACCUCAAAACAUCAAACCACCUCCAAGGCCUAAACCUCAAGGAGACGCUCCGAUACCUGGCGUCUCCGCUAAUGGGAAGACUCCAGCAGCAGAGGAAGCUAACGUCCAGUCCACAAACUUCCCAGAUGAAGAAGACUCGAUGAGUAGCAUGCCCGACGUUUCAGUCGCAGAUGACACGCGUGACGAGAAGACCCCUGCCAACGAACUCGUCGGAGACGUCAAAGUUCCGGAUGAAAACACCGUCCGAGAGGAAGACGAUCCCAAACCGGUGGUCCCCACGAUCAAAGCCGAGGAAGUCUCACAAUUAGAGGGACCAUCCUCCGCAGGCGGCUUCAAAGAAGUGAAUAUGAAUUCCUUCAACGAGGACGACUUCGACGAUGAGCCGGAAGUGAAACCCCAGACUGCAGCCAAGCUGCCUGCUGAUUUGCCCGUCUCUGAGAACCCGGACGGAGAAACGGUAUUCCGAUUGUUCUGGCUAGAUGCGUACGAAGAACCAUACGCACAUCCAGGUACGGUAUAUGUAUUCGGGAAGACGACAGUGUCAAACAGUUCUGUCAGCGCUGCGAUCGUCGUGAAGAAUAUACCGAGGAAAUUGUUCUUCCUACCGAGGGAGCGCGAAAACGAGAAUGGAAUGAUGUGUCCGAUACCCUUCAAGUCGGUCUAUGAUGAAGUCAAGGAGGUUCUGAAGCAGCACGGAAUCAAGGAAUUCCGAUGCAAAGAAAGCGAGAAGAUGUUCGUUUUCGCCACUCAGGGUGUGCCGCGCAAAGCGAACUACCUCGAGGUCCAGUACAAUCCAGCGAAAGCCAUGAAGACUCUUCCGGGUGAUUUGAGCGGACAAACGUUUUCCAAAGUUUUCGGGACGAGUACCUCGAGUCUCGAAGCUCUGAUCCUCGACCGGAAGCUCAAGGGACCCUCGUGGCUAGAUGUGAAACAACCAGAGUCCGCUCACUUGCACAACACCACGUGCAAGUUCGAAAUCGAUUGCCAAGAUUUGAAGAAUAUCAGCGUGAGCUCAGUUCAGGCAGGUCCCCCCGCCCUGAGCAUUCUCACUCUGCAAGCGAGGGCGGUCAGGAACGAGAAAAACUCCAGAGAUGAGGUGGUGAUGGUUGCCGGCCUCGUCCAUGACGAUUAUCCGUUGACGAAACCACCCCCGGCGAAGUUGUUCACUCAACACUUCUGCUUCGUCACGACGUCUAGCGACAGAAGUCUCCCCUAUGAUUUCAAGAAAGAAUUGGCCUCCGAGAGGAUAAAAAUCAAGCCGUGCGAGAACGAGAGGAUGCUCAUUUCUCAACUCAAUUCCCAAAUGACGAAAUGCGACCCGGAUAUAAUCGUGGGUCACGAUGCGAGCAGUUUCACCCUCCCGGCGAUUUUGACAGCGAUGGAACGCCACAAAAUCGUGAAACCUUCGGCGUUGUCUCGAUUGUGCCGCUCGAACAUUCAAAGCGUGAACGUAUCAAAGCUCGAUCGGACUCAACUUUUGCCCGGCAGAGUAAUCUGUGACACAAAAUUGUCCGCGAAGGAGCUGAUUCAAGCGAAAAGCUACGAGCUCAGCGACCUGGUCAGCGACGUCCUGAAUGCGAAUCACGAUGAAAUUUCGGCGGACGCGUUCAAGGAGAUGCUCUCGAGAACCCCAUCCUUGAAGGUGCUCUGUAAACACAUCAUGCACGAGAGUCAAUUCGUAAUCAAGCUGCUCGCGGAGCUCAACAUCCUCCCGCUGGCUUCGCAGAUCACGACGAUCUGUGGCAACACUCUGACUCAAACCCUGCAGAAAGGUCGCGCUUUGAGAAACGAGUACUUGCUACUGCAUGCAUUCACCAGCAAGAACUUCAUCGUUCCGGAUAAAGAGAGCCGACGUGCGCAAAAAAAGAAGCAACAGAACGAAGCAGACGAGGGAAAAACUGGGGACAAGAAGAAGGGUCCCGCAUACUCCGGGGGUCUCGUUCUUGAUCCCAUAGUGGGCUUCUACGACUCGAUGGUGCUAUUGAUGGAUUUCAACUCUCUGUAUCCAUCGAUCAUUCAGGAGUACAACCUGUGUUUCACUACGUGCGCGCUCACCCCGCCGGAAGAUAAUGCAGCCGCGGCGGAGGCCGAUUGGGAAGCCCAGAUUCCGCCGGCGACUGUAGACACUGGGGUCCUCCCUUUCGAAAUACGAAAGCUCGUGGAGAAUCGUCGCACGGUGAAAGAUCUCUUGAAGACGCCGAAUCUUUCUCGAGAGAAGAAGCUACAGUACGAUAUCAGACAGAAAGCGCUGAAACUGACGGCCAAUUCCAUGUACGGCUGUCUUGGUUUCCAGGGUUCGCGAUUCUAUGCGAAGCCGAUCGCCGCUCUCAUCACCCAAAGAGGUCGUGAUAUCCUCAUGAGCGCGAAAUCCAUGGCCGAGUCGAUGGGCUAUUCCAUAAUAUACGGUGACACGGACUCGAUCAUGAUCAACACUUGCACCAGAGACAUAGCCCAAGUCAAAGAGAUCGGCAAGAAACUGAGCAAGGCCAUCAACGAUCAAUACAAACGUCUAGAGAUCGAAGUCGACGGGGUCUUCAAAUCCAUGCUGUUACUUAAGAAGAAAAAAUACGCUGCGCACACUCUGACCUUCCUGCCCGAUGGUUCGUUGGCAGGUGGGAAGAUCGAAGUCAAAGGUCUCGAUAUAGUGAGACGAGAUUGGUCGGAGCUGGCCCGCAAAACGGGGCGAUUCGUUGUAGACACCCUGCUCAAAGGCGAACUCAGCGCUGACGACGCUGUCGACGCCGUCCAUGAUCAUCUGCGGGAGGUUGGCAAGAAGGUGAACGAUAACGCCCUGCCAUUCGAAGAUUAUGUCAUCACGAAACAGCUGACGAAGAACGUCGAGGACUAUCCGGACGCGAAAAAUCAAUCACACGUGCUCGUCGCGAAACGUUUCAACGCGAGAGGUGCCAAGAAAUUACGGGCGGGCGAUACGGUGCAGUACGUCAUCUGUGAAGAUGGCACGGAGAAUCCGCACACGCAACGGGCUUAUAGUAAAGAGGAGAUGGAAUCCAAGGAGUUUGCGAACAAGCUCACGGUGGACAGGAAUUACUACCUAACCCAACAGGUUUUCCCUGUGGUGUCGCGUCUCAUCGAGCCCAUCCGGGGAACCGACGCCGCUGUCGUCGCUCAAUGUUUGGGCCUCGACCCGAGCAAGUACAACCGACGAACGAACUUCGACCCAUCGGGAAUGGUCGAUUCUGAGCUUGCUGUCGGCAUUUCCCUCCUGUUACCGCAGAGUCUGGAUUCAGAUCUCUUCCAAAAUGUUGAAGCAUUCACCGUGAAUUGCACGAAAUGCGACAAUCCUAUAUCGGUCGAUGGUUUCGUGUUCAAGAAUAUGGACGGCCAAACGAAGUUCCUCUUCUCUGACUGCGGCAAGUGCCACAGUCCCUUGCUUCCUCAAGUCGAUCAGUUGUGCAACCAGCUCACCAAACAACUGCAGCAACUCCAGCUCGAAUCCGAAAAAAUCAUGUACAUCUGUCAGAUGUGUGACCAUCGAGUUCUCGACGUUCUCUGCAACCUGCACGAAGAAGAAAUUCCCGUUUGCCCCGCAUGUGGCGAAGAUACCCUGCGAUUGCAGGCGCAGGCUUUCCAAACCUACGCCCAGUUGCGCUAUUGGGGAUUCAUGUUCGACCUUGAGUACAACCGAGAGAAAUUCCCGAAUGCAGGGGAACUGUUCGAAUCUGAAGCCGUGAGAGUCAUUGUCGAGUCUUUCAAAAUGAGGAUCGACAAAUUCCUGCAGUGCAACGGUUUUUCGAAUUUCUCGUUGAGAUCGUACAUGGAGAAGCUUCCGUCCUGCAAUUUCACUAAACGACCUAUAGUUUCGCCGGAUCUCGACAUCCCCUGAGGGCUUUUCCUGUUAACCUUCGCUUCACUGAAUUUACGGCAGAGAGCUCCCCCAUAGCCUCUGGGAAGCCAGACUCAGGAUAUAUCCGACGGAAUAAAAUCGAGAGCAAGCA
Galendromus occidentalis (western predatory mite) is the source of this 4525-nucleotide messenger RNA. It is a transcript of the gene PolA1, whose product is annotated as DNA polymerase alpha catalytic subunit. The transcript is spliced from 14 exons. The coding region runs from base 1 to 4413 and encodes 1470 amino acids. Gene Ontology annotation, molecular function: chromatin binding; nucleotide binding; DNA-directed DNA polymerase activity. The record is from RefSeq and is a predicted model, not a curated record. Gene Ontology annotation, cellular component: alpha DNA polymerase:primase complex. Gene Ontology annotation, biological process: lagging strand elongation; leading strand elongation; DNA replication. NCBI's taxonomy places the organism in Eukaryota, Metazoa, Arthropoda, Arachnida, Mesostigmata, Phytoseiidae.